GUAUGUGCGACAUCGGACAAAUUGCGACCCGGCGAGUACGAUUUUUGUACGACAGAAUUCAGUCUAAAUUCACGUUAUUGGAGGUCUGAUUUCUAGUCUUCGAUAUCCUGGACAUGAACACUUAAGUGUAGCAUAUUUCUGCACUCAAAAGAACGAAGAAAGAUGGCUUCUGCUUUAGAAACGUACGUCAAUCGAAAUGUUGCAAUUAUCACUGCUGACGGCCGAACUAUUGUGGGUGUACUGAAAGGAUUUGACCAGACCAUCAACCUGAUCCUUGAUGAGAGUCAUGAACGUGUAUACAGCUCUACUCAGGGAGUGGAGCAGGUCUUAUUAGGAUUGUACAUCAUCAGGGGGGAUAAUGUUGCUGUGGUUGGUGAAAUUGAUGAUGACGCUGACAGUCAAUUAGAUCUCUCAAAAAUACGGGCAGAGCCACUUGGACCUGUUUCCCAUUAACAUCAGGACAGGAACAAUCAUAUUCCAGUAAUGUUGGUUGUGAAACGAGAUGGAAUGUGCUAUGCCUAUGUGAACUUUCUCCAUAGUUUCUGCCAGUCUCUAACUGAUGCUAAAUGCCAAGGAGGGAGGACUGGACAAAUUGCAGCUACAGAUUGAGUGUGUUUCCGCAUCACAGUUGGCCAUGUUGAUAAAAGGAGAUUGCCGCAGUUAGCUCUAGAGACAGAAAGAUGAAUGUUCAAAUGCUUUUUUGAAAAGAUAUGGACUCCUUUAACAUUUCCUUUGAUGCAAGUUUAAGAAACAUAUGAUUUGCUUUGGACUUGUGUUGGAAUUGUGUGCUGUAGUUGAAAAGUGAGGGAUCAUCUCAAUGUACAUUGAAGCUGAAAAAGGACAAAGUCAUUUCGUCUUACAGAAGGAAGAGGUGUGGUACAUAAUCUUAAUUGUCUGCAAUUUGGUCUCGUCAGCAUGUUUGUGUUUCUAAAUCUUCAAAUUCAAGUCACAAGGCCACUUUUACUUGUCUUUCAAAAAAGGGGAGGGGUGAAGUGAGAGACUAAAUAGUUUUGUCUUUUUUAUCUUCAGUGUAUUUUGGGGUGAUCCUGUACACUCUAUUGCAAUUGUGUGCAUUUUAUAAGGAUUACACAAUCAUGUAUAUGUGUGAAUCAUCUUUUUAUUGAAAUAAAAUAAUGGUGAAUAAUGUAGUUAUAGAUUCUCUCAGAUUCCACAUGUAAGAACACAAUAUUCCUG
Molecule: messenger RNA, 1194 nt
Organism: Lineus longissimus
Lineage: Eukaryota; Metazoa; Nemertea; Pilidiophora; Heteronemertea; Lineidae
Product: U6 snRNA-associated Sm-like protein LSm8
Exons: 4
Coding region: 163-453 (96 amino acids)
Biological process (GO): mRNA splicing, via spliceosome
Cellular component (GO): precatalytic spliceosome; U4/U6 x U5 tri-snRNP complex; U6 snRNP
Molecular function (GO): RNA binding
Source: RefSeq, a predicted model, not a curated record